Dicentrarchus labrax (European seabass) is the source of this 2383-nucleotide messenger RNA. RefSeq names its product kelch-like family member 41a (gene klhl41a). The record is from RefSeq and is a predicted model, not a curated record. Gene Ontology annotation, molecular function: protein binding. Lineage: Eukaryota; Metazoa; Chordata; Actinopteri; Moronidae. The transcript has 5 exons. Bases 74 to 1930 code for a protein of 618 amino acids.
GUCUUCACCAGCUAGGACAGUUGUGUCUCUGUUGUGAACUUCCCCACUUCCAUCCACUUCCUGUCCUACAAGAAUGGAUCCCCAAGGCCUGAGGGAAGACCUCCGUCUGUUUCAAACCACUUUGCUGCAGGAUGGACUCAAAGAGCUUCUGAAUGAGAACAAGUUGAUCGACUGUGUCCUGAAAGUUGGAGACAGAAGCAUCCCUUGCCAUCGGCUCAUUCUGGCAGCCUGCACUCCUUAUUUCCGGGAGCUGUUCUUCUCAGCGGACGGGAAGGAAGCAGAUAAAAAGGAGGUUCUUCUGGAGAACCUGGACCCCGGUGUUAUGGAGUCGAUUGUAAAUUACAUGUACUCAGCAGAGAUUGACAUCAACGACGACAACGUGCAGGAUAUUUUGGCCGUUGCCAAUCGCUUCCAGAUCCCCUCGGUGUUCACGGUUUGUGUGAAUUAUCUCCAGAAGAAGCUGUCAAAGAAAAACUGCCUUGCCAUCUACAGGCUGGGACUGAUGCUGAACUGUGCCAGACUGGCAAUUGCAGCUCGAGAUUACAUUGCAGAUCGGUUUGAGACCAUAGCCAUGGAUGAGGAUUUCUUAGAGCUCGCUCCACCUGAACUCUAUGCCAUUAUUGGAGCGGAUGCACUGAAUGUAGAAAAAGAGGAGCUAGUGUUUGAGACCCUCAUGAGGUGGAUCAGGAAAGACAAAGAGAAACGUAUGACGUCCUUAGAAGAGGCCUUUGACUGCGUUCGUUUCCGUUUACUCCCAGAGAAGUACUUCAAGGAAAAGGUGGAGAAGGAGGACCUCAUUAAGACUAAUCCUGAGCUCCUCAAAAAAAUCAAAGUCAUAAAGGAAGCCUUUGGAGGGAAGCUUCCCGAGAGGAAAAAGGGGCAAGAUGACGAGGAAGGAGAAGAGGGAAAAUUGCCUGAUUAUCUGAACGAUAACCGCAGAUAUGGCAUGUAUGCCAAAGACGUGGUUGUGAUGAUCAAUGACACUGCUGCCGUGGCCUAUGACGCCCAGGAGAACGAAUGCCUUCUUGCUGCAAUGGCAGAGCCGGUCCCCCGAAACCACGUCAGUCUGAGGACAAAGAAGAACAAUCUGUAUGUGUUGGGGGGGCUGUUUGUAGAUGAAGAGGACAAAGAAAACCCACUGCAGUGUUACCUCUACCAGUUGGACAGUCUCAGUGCUGAAUGGAUCGCUCUGCCACCCAUGCCCUCCCCCAGGUGUUUGUUUGCAAUGGGGGAAUUUGAAAAUCUCAUCUUUGCUGUAGCAGGAAAAGAUUUACAGUCCGAUGAGUCUCAUGACACUGUAUUGUGCUAUGACACAGAAAAAAUGAAGUGGAGCGAAACAAAAAAGUUGCCCUUGAAAAUCCACGGCCACUCUGUGGUGUCCGAGAACGGGCUGGUGUACUGUAUCGGAGGCAAAACAGAUGACAAUAAAGCGACCAAUAAGAUGUUUGCAUACAACCACAAGAGGUCAGAGUGGAAGGAGGUGGCUUCCAUGAAGACACCCAGAUCCAUGUUUGGUGCAGUUCUCCACAAUGGGAAGAUUGUUGUAGCUGGGGGAGUCAAUGAAGAGGGCCUCACAGCUGCAUGUGAAGCCUAUGACUUCGGAACCAACAAGUGGUCACCCUUCACAGAGUUUCCCCAGGAGAGGAGUUCAGUCAACCUGGUCAGCUGUGGAGGGGUGCUGUACGCCAUAGGAGGCUUUGCCGUGGUGGAGAAUGAGAACAAAGAGUGCGCCCCAAGCGAAAUCACUGACAUUUGGCAGUACGUGUCCAUUUUGUUGCACUAUAUUGUAAAAUUCACAUGGUACCGAACAAUGUCAUCUCGUUCACCUUAUUUUAAUACCUAUACCUCUGCUCGUACAGUACAUUAUAGUAACAUGUUUUUCACUGUCCUACCAGGUAUGAAGAUGACAAGAAACAGUGGACUGGCAUGAUUAAAGAGAUGCGUUAUGCAGCUGGAGCCUCCUGUGUGGCCAUGCGUCUGAAUGCAGCCAGAAUGCCCAAACUGUAACAACAGAGACAUACAGAGGACUUUACUGCUUUAGGCAAACAUAUUAUGUACAUGCUCUUAUUGAGUGGCUCCUUUUUAACAUAUCAGACACCUUAAUUGGCUUAUUUCUCAUAAAUCACCAGCAUCUAAACAGUCGGACUAGACAUUGUCAGCCACCCCUCUUCCACACAUGAAAUACUAGUAUUUGUGAGUAUUAUGUCCCUCUUCCAGACUUUGUAACCCUUCAGUAUUAACAUAUUAUCUCCCACAGACUCAUUGUUCAUAUUAUUCAAGAGCAGAACUAUUGUGCCCAUGUGCAUGUUCAUGACAACUGUAUGAGACAACUAGUCAGAACAGACUGGAUUAAACUAACAUAAGGCUUCUGUUGUAAUGAUAA